Molecule: messenger RNA, 2202 nt
Organism: Leguminivora glycinivorella
Lineage: Eukaryota; Metazoa; Arthropoda; Insecta; Lepidoptera; Tortricidae
Gene: Shmt
Product: serine hydroxymethyltransferase
Exons: 10
Coding region: 198-1751 (517 amino acids)
Biological process (GO): protein homotetramerization; folic acid metabolic process; purine nucleobase biosynthetic process
Cellular component (GO): nucleus; cytoplasm; cytosol
Molecular function (GO): mRNA 5'-UTR binding; cobalt ion binding; glycine hydroxymethyltransferase activity
Source: RefSeq, a predicted model, not a curated record
AACACGCGUUCGUGAAUCAACUCUAGAGUCGGCUCAGAAAAAAAAAUUGGAAACGUCAGAAACGUCAAAUCGAUAUUACGUGACGAUAAAGUUCAUAAUGGGUUAUCGCUGGUGAUAAAAUAAUACUUGCGUUUAUGUAAAAGAAAAACAUAACUGUGUUCAAUUAUUCUAGUCAUUACAAUUUAUAUUUCAUCAUCAUGAACAACAAGCUUUUACAAGUCUUCCUUUACGAUGCCGCUAAGAAGUUUCAGAGGUUUUCACUACAAAGCUUGAAGAGUUCAUCACUGUCAGUGCAGGCCAAAACCGGCCUUCAAAAAACUUUUCCAGUCAGAAGUUAUAGUACAGCUGCAGCCAUGGACAAGAAGUUGUUGAAUGGAAACUUAUGGGACACGGAUCCGGAGCUGUUCGAGAUUAUUGUGAAGGAGAAGAAGCGGCAGGAGGCGGGGCUGGAGAUGAUCGCUUCAGAGAACUUCACAUCUGUUCCGGUGCUCCAGUGCCUGAGCUCAUGUCUCCACAACAAGUAUUCUGAGGGCAUGCCAAACCAGAGAUAUUAUGGAGGCAAUGAAUAUAUAGAUGAAAUUGAAAUUUUAGCUCAACAGCGUUCUCUACAGACUUACAGACUCAAAGCUGAAGAAUGGGGAGUCAAUGUACAACCCUACUCAGGUUCCCCGGCCAAUUUCGCGGUGUACACGGGCGUUGUGGAGCCCCACGGCCGCAUCAUGGGCCUGGACCUGCCCGACGGUGGACAUCUCACCCACGGCUUCUUCACACCGACUAAGAAGAUCUCUGCUACCUCCAUCUUCUUUGAAAGCAUGCCAUACAAAGUGGACCCCAAGACCGGUCUGAUCGACUACGACAAGCUGGCGGAGACCGCUCGGCUGUUCAAGCCCAAGCUCAUCAUCGCCGGCAUCUCGUGCUACUCUCGCUGUCUCGACUACAAGCGCUUCAGGCAGAUCGCUGAUGAGAACGGCGCGUAUCUCAUGGCUGAUAUGGCUCACAUCUCCGGAUUGGUUGCUGCAGGAGUGAUCCCCAGCCCGUUCGAAUACUGUGACAUAGUCACCACGACCACCCACAAGACGCUCCGCGGUCCUCGCGCCGGCGUCAUCUUCUUCCGCAAGGGAGUGCGCUCCGUCAAGGCCAACGGAGACAAAGUCAUGUACGACUUCGAGACCAAGAUCAACCAGGCUGUCUUCCCUGGUCUGCAGGGCGGCCCCCACAACCACGCCAUCGCUGCCAUUGCCACCGCCAUGAAGCAGGCUCAAACCCCUGAGUUUGUAGAGUAUCAGAAGCAGGUGAUCAAGAACGCCCAGCGCCUCUGCUCCGGCCUAGUGUCUCGCGGCUACGACAUCGCGACUGGCGGCACCGACGUGCACCUCGCGCUGGUCGACAUGCGCGGCGCCGGCCUCAGCGGAGCCCGAGCCGAGAGGAUACUGGAGCUGUGCAGUAUCGCGUGUAAUAAGAAUACUGUGCCUGGGGACAAGAGCGCGCUGAACCCUAGCGGCAUCCGACUUGGAACCCCCGCCCUUACUACCAGAGGCUUCAAAGAGACCGACAUGGACCGAGUAGUCGACUACAUCGACAAGGCUCUCAAGCUAGCGCAAGAGAUCACCAAAAUCUCCGGACCCAAACUGGCCGACUUCAACAAAGUAAUUGAAGAAAACAAGGACGUCAAAUCCAAAGUACACUCUCUUAAAGAGGAGAUUGAGAAGUUCAGUAGAUCUUUCGCUUUACCCGGCUUUGAGACGUACUAAUUUAAAACAAGCAUUUGGCACUGGUGCCGUAUGUUGUUAACCUUAAAAUGAGGUUAUAGAAGGCUGAACAUUGUUUCACUGCGCAUGAUACGACAUAGCGACACUGCUACGAAUGGUAUCCGAUUAACAUACAAAAUGAGCGCGUUGUAAAAGUGUGCCUUGUGUGAACGCCAUUCCAUUAUAGUUCCUUGGUUAUUGUUAUUCGUAAAAUGUAUGUGCUUGUAUAAUGAAGUUUAAGGUAGGUAAUCAAUAUUUUAUUUUUGUAAUUCUCAGUACGAAUUCAUAUUAAUUAUCUAGUUCUAAGAAAAAGUGCCUUGACGUAAUUUAUACCUUAUACAAGUAUGUAUUGCUGAAAUGUCUGUAUUACACAGAAUCUCUUGUUUUCUUGCUAUUCUGUUUUAUAGAGUUGUCACAUGACAUGAUUACGUAAAAUAAAUUGUUACACAAAUUA